Molecule: messenger RNA, 1510 nt
Organism: Bradysia coprophila
Lineage: Eukaryota; Metazoa; Arthropoda; Insecta; Diptera; Sciaridae
Gene: heix
Product: UbiA prenyltransferase domain-containing heix
Biological process (GO): menaquinone biosynthetic process; vitamin K biosynthetic process
Cellular component (GO): endoplasmic reticulum; Golgi membrane
Molecular function (GO): prenyltransferase activity
Source: RefSeq, a predicted model, not a curated record
ACUACUGUCAACUAAACAUCAAACUAAUACUAAACACAUCAAACCAUCAAUGAAAUAAUAUGUGACGUGUACGUACAGUUAAAAAUUUAAAUUUUAAUGUUGAACGUAUCGCCAUUAAAAUUAAACUUUAAAUUAAAGUGAAUCCGGAUAAUAAUUGCUCGGACUUAAGUGAUGCUCAAGUAUUAGGUUUUCAUUAAAAAAAACUUUUUAUUUGAACUCGUACAAGAGACUGUGUGUGGUGGAUGUGUACGUGUGAUAUUUGUGUUCUACAACAAUGACAACGAAUGCAGAGGAGUCGUCUAUGAUAAAGCCGCAUCAAAAUAUGAAUGGAAAAGGUAAGGUUAAGGAAUCGUCAUCAGCUGCUUUAAUGAAAAUCAAAACAUAUUUGCUGGCCCUACGACCAUGGUCAUUAUCGGCCAGUUUGGUGCCGACAAUUUUAGGAUCGGCUAUUGCAUACCGAUCGGUCGGCAUGAACGAAUUCAAUUUCGUUAUAUUUAUUUUGACAAUCUUCACCGUCAUCUGCGUACACGGAGCCGGAAAUGUAGUCAAUACUUACUAUGAUUUCGUCAAAGGCAUUGACAAUCGAAAAUCCGAUGAUCGGACGCUGGUCGACGACAUUCUAUCGAAAGACGAGGUCACGCAACUGGGAGCUAUUUUAUACGCAGCUGGAUGUGUUGGCUUCAUUCCUCUAUUCAUCUUAAGUCCAGCACGAAUGGAGCACCUUGCGUUCGUCUACUUUGGCGGAUUAUCAUCGAGCUUUCUGUACACCGGUGGCAUAGGUUUCAAGUACAUUGCCCUCGGCGAUGUAUUAGUGCUGGUCAUAUUCGGACCGAUUUCCGUUCUGUUUGCAUUUAUGUCACAGACCGGCCGACUGGAAUGGAUGACAAUCUACUAUGCCAUUCCGUUGGCACUGAACACGGAGGCUAUACUACACAGUAACAAUACUCGUGACGCUGAAAACGAUAAAAAGGCCGGCAUCGUCACGCUGGCUAUUUUGAUCGGCAGAACUGCAUCGCACGUCCUCUAUGCAAUACUGAUGUUUACGCCGUACAGCGUGUUUGUCGUUAUCAGUGUGAAGUAUUCGUAUUGGUUCUUUUUGCCACUAGUUACACUACCGCAGGCAUUCAAAAUUGAGAAACAAUUUCGCAGCGAAACGACACUGCAAAGUGUGCCGAAGAAGACAGCCAAAUUGAAUUUAUUUUUCGGCGCUUUAUAUGUUGUGGCGUGUUUUUGCGCCCCAAAUUUACCGUUCAUAGCGCAGAGGUAUUAGUGUGUGAUCGUAAUGAAAAAAACAAAAAAAACAAAUGAAAGAUGAAAAACACAAAACAAAUUGAAUGCUAGUAACCGAACGCAAUUUAUUAUUAUUUUUUCGCUUUAGUUUAUUUAUUUAUUUAUACACACAAAAGAAAGAACUCGAUUUUUGUUUUGCAUUAUCAUGUUACGUGCUUAUAUAUGUUGGCUAAAAACUUAACUUAACAAAAGAUACGAAUGAACUUUACUUAAUCGAAGA